CGAAGCGAUUUAUCGUAGAUUGUUAUACAGUGUCCGCCUUUAAUAAUGUUGUGCUCUUUUAUUUGAAUUUUCCUCGUUUGUUAGCUAUUUGGCUAGGGCGCCUUGGGCGCCCCUAUAACGUAAAAAUUCAUUUUGGCGCCCUUGAUACUUGAUCGGCAGGUGGGGCAAUUGCCCCCCUUGCCCCCCUCCCAACACGCCACUGUUAUCUUCCACUUACUUUGUCUGUGUACCAUCUUAUUUAUACCUUUGUCUUUUUUUAGGUAAGAUGUAUAAUCAUAAUUGAUCUUUGCUUGGCAUAUUUUUCCCAUGUUGCAUUUUCAUAUUCACAUGUUAGCAUCGCCAAUUUUUUAUGACUGAAAGGGAAAUCUUGAAAUCAUGUUAGAGGCGUUCAUUCUACUAUACCUAUAACAUCUCUCAUUUGUCAUCCAAUUCAAUUAUUUUUCCCAACAACUUUUCAGUUACUGUAUGGAAAGCCAAUGAAAGUCAAAUUACUAUGCUGAUAAACGGGCUGGAUUCGGAACUCAUAAGAAUAGAGAAUUUAUUUUUAUUUUUAUUUAAUGUUGUUUAGAAUAACAGCUUUAUAAUGAAUGCAAGCUUGAGAUGUUUUUCCAUUCAACAACAGCAGCAAAUUUAAUAUUAGUCUUUCAACAGUAUCGUUAUCCGUGAAAUUUUGAUCAAACUUCAAGGUGCCACAUCACCAUCAUUUUUUAUCGCGCCAUUUAUUUUGAUUUAGAUCAAUAUUUUGUUUCUAUCAUUAUCUACUUUUAUAUUUUAACUGUUUGGCUUAUAUAUUUAACCCAAUAAACGUUAUUAAAAUUUUCUCGUUGGCACCAAAAUUGAAUAAUUACGAAUUGAGUUCCAGGUAACUACCGUUUUUCUGUCAUAAUUCAGUAAAUUUUCAUAUUUUGAGUUUUUUUGGUAACAUUGAGUAUUAAGUAAUUCGUUCUUAUUUUAAUAGCUUUGAUAAACCUGCAUUUGCAGCCUUUUGUUAAAUCGAAGAUGUUUUAUGAUUUUCUGACUGCCAAGAAUAUACAACCAAAAAGCUAACUGAAUAUUAAAUUACGUCAUGCUUAAAGUAUGUUUUCCUCGCAAGGGGUGAUCUUCCAAACGAGGCGAGUUCUGUUUUUUUCAUGGCGUCAUCCAAGCAUGCUUGGUGGUUCAACAGUUCCGCAUUCCCGUUAAAACGGGAGUUUAGCUUCUCACUUCUGUAUUUGCAAACAUAUGUUUCCAUCGCAACAGCCAGCAACGCUUUUCAACCAAAACCCCAAAAGUCAAAGUAUAUACAUUAAAAGUUUUCCGAAAAAUGAGUACCAUUAACUUAAUGCAGGAAGUAGGCUACCUGUCGACCAGACGUUGAUUUAUUUUAUUCCUAGGAGCUGUCUUUGCUGCACAUAUUAAAUGAUCUGUUUUUAACCAUCUAAAACAGAAACAAAGACGAUUUCUAGGCGAAAACAGCCAAAUCUAUUGGGGGUGAUCAGGAACGUAUUUAGGGAGGGGGUUGAAGGGUACCAAAUUUCGAACUGACAGUAAACCAACACUAGUUUUGUACUAACUUUGUACUAAUCUAUUGAUUACAGAAACUUUACAUUAUACGGUUCGGUUGUUUUCUUUCUUGCACAGUCUUUGCAAACGAACGACUCUUUCCGGGCAAAUUAUGCAGGCAAGAGAUAUUCGGUCUUGUAUUUUGUUAUGCUGUUCUCUGAUAAUUUUCAGCCCGUGGGUGUUGAAUUGCGAUUGGUCACUUAGUGGUUUUGAAUGUCUAUCUAAAUUUAGCCCCUAUAUAAGCUAUUACAUCACCUAAAAUGAAAAGCGGUGAUAGCUAGAGAUGUUGCAGUGCAAGGUGGACGGUUGUAGAAAGCGCACGCCAAUUUUUUCAAGUGUUCAAAUGCUGAAAAUAGUUUUGGAAGCCAAGCACUGCGAACGAACUGCAAAAUCGCUGCAAAUGCACUGCAAACUCAAACAUUAACGCACUGCAAAAUCACGGCAAACGUCAGUACUAUUUCACUUCAAAUGGGGCCGUUGAUGCACUAUGGGGUCGAAGAAAUUGAUCUCUUUUUAAAAGAAAUAGAAGAAAAGUCUGUACAGAAAUACUGUCAUACCGACGUUAGCAACACUAACAGCUGCUCACAAUACUGGCAAACUUUUCCAGGCGACAAGGAAAGUCAUCAUUAUGGGGUGAGAUGCAGAAAGAGCAAGUUUUAUGAGCGACAGCAGAACAUCAGCAUUGCAGAAACAGUGCCAGUCUUCACGUUACAAAGCAAAUUAACCCCGAGUCCAUCUAUACACUUCUUUUCUCCGACAAACUACAAGGAAAGCGUCGAGUGGUCCAUGGAUCGUAAUGCCAAGACGGAAGAUAGUGAGUUCGUUCGGCCGGAUGAGAAUACGAAGAUCCCGAGGAGCAACGUGAACAGCAGCUUUCGGUACAUCCCCGAGGACUCGUGCGACAGUGUCAUUAGCUUGGAGGAUGUUGAGGAUGAUGAUGAUGAUGACGAUUCCUCAGAGGCAAUCAAACCAUCAAACAGAUCGUUUCAAGGCCCUACACCAGGAAGAGCCGCUAAGCCACAAGAGCCGUCGGCUGUGGAGGAGCUUCAAGCCCUUAUGUUGUCUGUGCGAGAAGCAACUACCACUCCGAAGGAGAACCAGGACAAAUCCCAGGAUGGUAAAAAGAUAUGUAAAAUUGAAUCAUCCAUGGAGGUCGACUAUCAGAAGGAAAAAAGUGCUGUUACUGUUCCAAACUUAGAGAUGGUAGAGGAACCAGAGGAGUCAUACCGUGCUCGAUAUGAAAGCGAAGGAUGUCGUGGUCCUAUAAGGGGUGUAAGUGAAAAUGGAUUCCCAACUGUCAGGGUAAAUGGGUAUUCCGGAAGUGUCUUGAUGACUGUGUACCUUGUCACUGAAUGUGGUGAGCCACAUCUACAUUCGAUAACUGGUCCUGGAUCAACAAAGACCAUGUGCAAAGAGGUCACCCUUGAAGGAAAUGUCUCCGCUAUACAGACUUGGAUUGGUCCAGAGCAGAACAUGACUGCAGUUUGGGAUUCACUAAGCGUACGUCGAAUUCGCAACUGGGAUGCAGACAAGAAGCUGCGGGAAAGGGGCGACAACCCAGCCGCCUGGAAGGCGAAGAAGAAAGAGGCCCGGCUUAUGUUCCAAUGUAACGUACCGCAAACCACGGACCGGCCUGGUUACAUACUGACUUGCCAGUCAAGACCAUUUAUGUGCACUGCCCCGUCUGGUAACCCCGAAAUAUGGUGGAUUAGCGAAAACGAGAGUACUCCAAAUGGCGGAAAAGAGAUUGCAAUCAUUGGGAAAAAAUUUUCAACUGGUUUUCGUGUUCGGUUUUACGGAACCGAUUCUGGUGGGCUUUGGGAGGCAUAUGCUGAUGUGGAUAAAUCGAAAAGUCACCAGGGUGCCAUCGUUUUGAAAGUCCCCCAGUACAAGGCUUUGGACAUCGACAGGAAAAUUGAAGUUUUGGUUGAAGUUCGUGUUGGACCAGAAAAGGAUAAAAGAUGCAGUGAGUCGAUCGCCUUUUCAUACAAACCAGAUUCAAAUGCUGAAGCAAAGAGAAGUGAACCCUGCUCAUACUGCAAUUCUGUUAAAAGUGCUCUUUCCCAUUUGUUUGGGAAGGAUUCGAAAGCAUCAGAUCUAGCACAAGAAAGUGACUUGGCAUUUGAACCUGAGAAAAAAAGACCCCCUGCAAAAAUAGAAGAUUCGCCUAAUCGUCUGCAGUCACCAAAGGAACAACUAAGCCAAAAUGAAAGAGCGGGAAAUCUAGAUAAGGAUAUUCAAAUGUCAGAUAUAUCAAAGCAAGAACAUGAGCGGCAGCGGAAAGAUUUAGAGAAGGGCGAAGGCUAUUUCCAAGAAGUCAAGGAAAAGUCAUCAAAUGUUGCACACUCAAGAUUGUUUCAAAAUCAAAUUGGACAGAAUGUGUCAGACUCUGCUCUUGUCCAUUUGCUUCUUCAAAGCCAAACUGCCGGCGCGAAUGUGCCACUGAUCCAUGGGACUGUGCCAUCAACCAUUAAUAGUGUCAUAUCACUAGUCUCUGCUGUUCCUUCCGGGACAAUUUCCAUACCCUCUCAGGCAACUGCACCUGUAGCUGUGCCGCAGCUGAUCGGCUCAACGCAGACGAAAUUGCAUACAGGCCUCUCUGUGCUUGCGACACCUCAAAAUGUAACAUUGCUGCCAAAUAGUAUGCCAAACGUCCCUGAACGGCCAGUCCGAGUCUGCGUUUUAAACAGCCAGUCGGCAGCUGCAACAUAUGGCCUCAGUAAUGUAUUCACGUCGGCGAGGAUCAUCUCCUCCAGUGGAGCUUCUCAUAACAUCCCAGCGCACUUGCAAGUAAGUGGUAUUACGGCCCCAAUCAACAUGAAUGUCACGACUUCCUUCAGCGGAGCCAAAAGCCAAGAAUACAUUGUCAUCCCUGGCAUGACAUUAGUGGAUGGGGCAGGGCUUUCAUCCCUCAAAAAUGAUGUGAACGAAAGCAAAGCUGUUAGGGCUGCAAGCGUGAGCUGCUUUCAGCCUCAAAUAGGCAGUUCCUGGAGCCUGUCAGAGAAACCACAAAUGUCCACUACGUCGGUUCAGCCGAUGACCACCGUUCGGUCGCAGCCUGGUUUGAUCAACCAAAACUCGGUACUCGCACAGGGGUCGGUCACCUCAAACGCUGUCUUUCUACUGUCCCAAAGACCUGUCGCGUCAGCUUCUAUUAAUCUUCCAGCUUCUGUUGCUUUUUCUGGGAAUGCAUCGAAUAUUCUUCAAACCCAGUUUCAAAAUAAUAAUAUCCAGCAACAAAAAGAACAACUCUCUACAACAGCCCAGAAUGCUUUUGCUAGUAACUACUCAAUUGCCAACAGUACGACAAUGCCUGGAAUGCAAACUAGCUUGCCAGCGCGUACUAUAUCUGCUUUGAAUACCAUGUCUCAACCAAUGUUUGUGCAGAAUGUUAUGUCUGACGGUCUGAUAACUCCUAGCUCAUCUGUUAUGGAAAGCCCUAGUGUUGCUGUAAACGUCUUAGGCCCAGUAAGUGCUUAUCAAAGCGCAGCCCCUACAAACAAUGUGUUUCAAGCUUUGGCAAGUAACGUUACUGUUGCCAUGCCUCUUUCUCAGAACUCCUGGCCACAGUCCACCAACCCGCCUGCAUACAACCAAGCAUUUUCAAGCCCAUCAACAAAAGUCGACCAGGCCUUUGAUAAUCAACUACCGUCUACGUUUCAAACCCCAACCAAUCAGCAACAGUUUAGCCCUAUGCUAAGUAAUGCAACAGUCCAAGCCUUGUUAGCUAGCCAGCCUUUAUUGCAGAAAACAGAACAACCGUAUAAUGCUCUUCCUAUUAGCCAGGAGGUGAGUUUUCAAGAUGUUACAGGAUUCACAUCAUGUGUGUCAUCUUCUCUACCAAACACUAGCAUGCAAGUGACUCCAAGUUUUAGCGAUAAUCCCGGACCAACAAGCGGACAGAUAAUUGGAGAGCAAAUCCAAGAAAAGGAGAGUAUCUUGGCUCAUGAUUUAAAUCGUUUGUCGGUGGUAGGCAGCCUCGCACAAUCAAACGCUUUCUCGUCAGAGCCUAGAAAUAUUCCAAGAAGCAUGACACAUUUCAACCCAGGUUUAAGUGGUGUAUCGCCAUCUCUGAGUGAUCCUCAGCCAAUGUCUUUGACAGACGACAGUCUUACAGAGGUAAUUGCAGACUUCAUGAAACAGCCUCCUGCAAAUGAGAUGGAUAAGCCUGCAAUUGGCGCCGAGCACCAACAUCAGCAGCUGGUCAAUUCAUUUUUAGUUCCUCAAUUGCGAAACGCCGAAAAGCAGAACGAGACUUCUAGCCAAUUUAUUCCGUAUUCUCAUGAAGAAGCAAUGAACACAGUAAAUAAGUAUAUUGUUGGCGAGGACGCAAUGUUUAGUGGGCCUGAUCUAAGUAAAAGCUCCAAUUCAAGUGUAUGGACAGAUGGGAUUCAGUCCAUUGUAACACCACAAACCUCUGCGAUGUCGCUUGCCAGUUCAUCUGCAAUUAACACUUCGAUGUGGAACCAGCCGAGUCACAUGGUGCAGAGUCAGUCAGAUAUUCAAGGAAGAAAAAGUGACAGUAUCGUAAUAGAUGGAGACAAGCUUCAAAAGUCGGGCUUUGUUUCGGAUUAUGUUGAUGAAGAAGGAACCAUGCGUUCAGCUGUGUAUGAGAGCGUUGGAAGCAAUCCAUACACGGCUGUUGAUAAAUCCUCGCAACAGCAAACGAACAUACAUCUGCAAGAGGCAUUGGCAGCUAAAAUGACACAAAUGCCGAAUUCAACGGAGCAGCAAGCUGCAUCAGUGUUGCCUGCAGCCCAAUACGGCCAUGUUCAGAACCAAAGUACUGUUGACUUGGGUGUGAUAUCAUCAGGCCAGGAGGCUUACUAUGAGAAUCAAAAUUUCAGCAACAUAAACAGUAUGGCGGCCUCACAGCACUACCCAUUGCAUGACAGUACAUCAGGUAGCGCAGAGGGCAAGUUGCAACUGCAAACACAAUCAGAUACACCAAAUUUUAAUCACCAGCCACCGGUAAAUGAACCUCAAAACCUGCUGUCGCAAAACAAAUGUGAGAGCCUGUCCCGCGUUAAUGCUCCGAUGAUUUUAGAGAGUCAUGCAACACCUGGAAGUGCUUCAGAGCUGGAACAGGCGAAACUAGAGCUCAUAAGGGACACAGGCCUAUUGGUGGCAGAAGGAACCCUGAAUCAGAGAGAGGCUGAGAGUCUCUAUGCAUCUGUUCAGCGAAAUGACAGCUUGUUGUUGGAGAUGUAUCGUACGAGCAAAAAGGACAGUGAGAGUCGCGCAAAUGUGGUUGAAAUUCUAAAGCACUGGGUGAAUCAAUUCGUCUAGCUUCUGCACUCAGGAUGAAUCUCACCUCGUGCCACGUAACACAAGCUACCGAGUCAGCCAUCAGAGUAGGAUGCUCCUAGAAGUAUUCUAAUUGAAUUUAUUAGCUGUUUUGAAUAGCUAGUCGAAUUCAGCUAAUACUUAACUAUUGAUACAUGACUCUUAUUGGCAAAAUCUAACUGGCGCUGAUAAAUUUGUAAUGGUUCCUUUGAGCGGUUAUUUGGUAAGCUGAAUACCAUUUUCGUGAUCGCGGCUCGACCUUGCAUUUGGCUUCCUAGAUUAGGCCUAUACUGGGCGUUGCAGCUGCUGCCGUAUUCAUGUUAGCCUCGCUUUCGCAAACGCUCAUUUUAUGCUUCGGCUUCUUGUUAAUGACGUUUUGUUCCUUUGUGUUCAUUGAACUGGCCAAUGUAUUCCCUAUUGGUUACAGGAGCUUUUGAAUAACAGCGAGCAGCGAACGAAACUUUUUUGUAUCGGCAUAUGGUACUUUGCUAUCAGUUUAGUUACAGCUUGCGCAUAAACAAUCUUACGUUCAUAGCUUAAAUUCCGUGUUUAUUUGUUGCUGUAAUCGUUUUGUGGAAAUCACAGUAUUUCGUUUAUAUUUUUUCAUUAACGCACUUGAAUAAGAUUUUUGUUACGAUUUUCCGAUACUUUACACCCCAUUUAUUGUUUUCAGUGCUUUCUCAAAAGAGCUCUUUUUGUAACCCAAUGCCCUUAAGUGUUUCCCGCCAGCAUACACGUACUAUCUGCAAUCUAUUGGUAUUAAUCCCUUCCCUUUUAAAUGGUGGCUUUCCUUUAAUAUCUGCUGUUGUCCUGUCCUAUUUACCUGUCUGUUGACUCGCCUCCAUUGCAUCAAAGAUUCUAAACCCCGCAUCUACAAGUCAAUGUCAAGCUUCUGCUCUGUCAAUUGUGCUUAAGGAGUAAAAUUGUUAACAACAGAAUUUUCAAUAAUUAAAGUUUGAUGCUUAUAUUUCUAUUGAUUAUUGAAAAUAUCCAAAAAUUUCCUGAAACCUUAAGAAUUUGGACAAAAUUUAUAGUGUUCGUUGUACGUUUUUGUAUCUUUUGAUUAGGGCUAGCCUUUUUCGGCCAAUCUUCUUACUCUGUCUGUGAUUUACACUCUUUUUCAAGUGGAUAUUUGUGAAAGGUUCAGCAGAUUUUCCAUUUUUUAAACUGAGAAGGCAAAUGCAAUUUCAGUUUCAUUCCAAAACAUCAUAAAGACAUUUUGAAGGUCAAAGUAGUUUGCAAAAAUCAUUUAGUAGUCAUACAGGCCCAUACAGCAAGUGACAAUCAUUGUAAUAGUCCCAUAAUAUGAAAUGAAUAUUCUCUGUCAACAUGAUAUAAUUAAAUAAUAUGAUGUAGAUGGUUUACCCUGUCACUAUAUAUCGACCUCUCUUAAAACCUAUUUGAUAAACGCACGAAAUUUCAGAUCAAACAGGAUUUUGUUUAUUUAUUUAAUUUGUAGUUCUACAAAGCAUAUUUGUAUUCGUUUGACGUUGCAUCUUCAUUUUAAUGUUCAUGUGUAGCAUAUUUCUAUG
Messenger RNA from Rhopilema esculentum, 8360 nucleotides. NCBI's taxonomy places the organism in Eukaryota, Metazoa, Cnidaria, Scyphozoa, Rhizostomeae, Rhizostomatidae. The record is from RefSeq and is a predicted model, not a curated record.